AUGGAGCAAAACACUCUCAAACGUCGUGGUGUUGGCCUCAUUGGCGUUGACAAGUCCCGCUCCUUCGGCGGCUACACCCUCUUCUGCCCCCUGACCUCCGACGUUGCACACCUCAUCGACAUCGACGGGAACGAGGUUCACCAGUGGAAGCUGCCGGGCCGGAUCGGGCGCCAUGCGCGGAUCCUCCCGAACGGAAACCUCGCCGUCAACACCAUCGACGCAAACCGCAAAGACAUCUUCCCCUUCUUCAACAAGUAUGGCGGCGGCAUCAUGAGCGAGCUCGACCCGGACGGAAAAGUGGUGCGGCAGUUCCAGGACGAGUUCGGCCAUCACGACCAGUACCACUUCGGCGAUGGCCGGCUUUUGUACGCCAGCCUCGAGGCCCUGUCCAAGGAGGACUCUGCCAAGGUCGUGGGCGGCGUGCCCGGGUCCGAAAUCGACGGCAUCACCUACGCCGACACCAUCAAGGAAGUAGACGCCAACGGGAAACUAGUCUGGGAAUGGAAAGUCUCGGAGCGGCUGCCGCGGGAUGAGUACCCGCUCCAAGCGCACUACACACGCGAGCACUACCCCCUCAUCAAUGCCGUCUUCCCCCUCAAAGACGGCAACAUCCUGGCAUCCAUGCGCUCCGUCUCCGCGGUGGUCAUCAUCUCGAAGGCGACAGGCGACAUCAUCUGGAGCCUCAAGUCAGACGUGCUCGCCCAGCAGCACUGCGCCAACGAGCUGCCCAACGGGAAUAUCCUCAUCUUCGACAACGGCGCCUUCCGCGCCGGUGAGUCCAUCAUGUACAGCCGCGCCAUCGAGGUGGACCGCAAGACGAAGGAGAUCGUGUGGGAGUACCGGGACAAGUCGCAGAUGAUUGCUUUUUACACGCCUUUCAUGGGCAGCGCGCAGCGGUUGGAAAACGGGAACACGCUGCUCUGCGAGAGUGGAUUUGGGAGGCUAUUUGAGGUCACUAAGGAAGGGUAUGUUUGCUGGGAGUAUGUCAACCCGCACUUCCAGGCGUAUGAGGAUAAGCGGACAGCUGGGUUGUUUCCGGGUGAGUCGAACGCGUUGUUCCGGGCGUACCGGUAUUCGGCCGAGGAGAUCCCUUGGUUAAAGGAGAAGCUGCCCGAGAGCAGUUGA
Messenger RNA from Dichotomopilus funicola, 1125 nucleotides. RefSeq lists its product as uncharacterized. NCBI's taxonomy places the organism in Eukaryota, Fungi, Ascomycota, Sordariomycetes, Sordariales, Chaetomiaceae. The record is from RefSeq and is a predicted model, not a curated record. Gene Ontology annotation, molecular function: protein binding. The transcript has a single exon. The coding region runs from base 1 to 1125 and encodes 374 amino acids.